Molecule: messenger RNA, 2587 nt
Organism: Epinephelus fuscoguttatus (brown-marbled grouper)
Lineage: Eukaryota; Metazoa; Chordata; Actinopteri; Perciformes; Serranidae
Gene: zic6
Product: zic family member 6
Exons: 2
Coding region: 247-1830 (527 amino acids)
Biological process (GO): regulation of transcription by RNA polymerase II; central nervous system development
Cellular component (GO): nucleus
Molecular function (GO): DNA-binding transcription factor activity, RNA polymerase II-specific; RNA polymerase II cis-regulatory region sequence-specific DNA binding
Source: RefSeq, a predicted model, not a curated record
CCUGUUUCGAAGCAUUUUUACUACCACGGUUAUUGCCACAAAUCAAGAGGGCAAAGUGAACGGCAUGGGACUCACACCAACUUUAACGAAAUUGAGUGUGGUUCCUACUUCUGCGAAGUUCACGGCCAAGAAUUUCACAUGCAGAUGAUAUACAAACAAGGGAAAAUGGAGAGGGGAUUUCUAGGUGUAUCCUGAGUGCUGAACUGGUUUGAUUUUGCAAACUCAUAGCCAAACUCACAACAAAACAUGACAAGCCUUUCGAGGUUUAGUGGCUGCCCUCUCUCUUGCGUCAACCCUGGGGAGAGCAAUACUGAACCCAGCGUGGUGCUGCCACCUUUGGCAGGAGAGCACAUGGGACUCCCCACUGGCAGUUCCUUAAAACUCUGCCCCUCGCACAAUUUGCGAGACUACCACGAGACGAGGUCCAGUGCAUAUGUUGACCAUUCGGUUCCCAAUUUUUCAGACUCUGGAUACCCCAGCCACCGGUUAGAGCACAGCCCUAGGGGCAUUAUCAUUGGAGCCAAUCUUUCUGGAGCCGGCAUGCCACCCGUCACUGAUCAACUGGCAUCAAGAACUAACCAACAUGGCGGGAUUGGAAGGUAUCGUGACUUCCCUGGCUACAGAGACAACAGGAGCCAUGCUUUUUUUUCAAGUUAUCAGGAGCAGGCCCACGCCUCCACCGACGCAUCCCGAGACCUCGGCAGCCAGAUGAUGCUGGGUCUACCUGGCGACCUCCUCAGCCGGACUCACCCUUAUGGGCAAAGCAUCAACCCCAAGGGCAACAGCCAACAGCUUGUCUCCCAAUUCCUGGGUCUGUACAAGCCCCUCAACAUGGCAAUUCAGCGUGGAGGAGGCGACGCUUUCCUCAGGUGCUCCAAACAAACAGUGAAGCACGAGCUGGUGUGCAAGUGGAGUGACGGCCAAGAGGGGGCUGGGAAGCUGUCCUGCUCCAGAGCCUUCGGGACCAUGUAUGAACUUGUCACCCAUGUGACAGUGGAGCAUGUCGGAGGACCAGACCACUCUGAGUAUGUGUGUCACUGGGAGAAUUGUGCGAGAGACAGGAAGCCUUUCAAAGCCAAAUACAAGCUGGUGAACCACGUCAGAGUCCACACAGGGGAAAAGCCCUUUCCCUGCCCCUUUCACGGCUGUGAGAAAGUUUUUGCAAGAUCAGAAAAUCUUAAGAUCCACAAGAGGACUCACACAGGUGAAAAACCUUUUAAAUGUGAGUUCGAGGGCUGCAACCGGAGGUUUGCGAACAGCAGCGACCGAAAGAAGCACUCUCACGUGCACUCCAGUGACAAACCCUACAUGUGCAAGGUCAGGGGCUGCGACAAGUGUUACACCCACCCGAGCUCCCUGAGAAAGCAUAUGAAGCUGCACUGCAACAAGGCCCAGGUCCCCAAAAGCGAUGACGCGCGUCCCGGCGACGGGGGUCACAUCGCGGAGGCCAGGUCGACCCGAGUCCCGGAUGGAGCCCAUAUCAGCCCUCCUCAGCCCCCCACCUCCACCCAAGAUGUCCCCCUGUCCCCAGAGAGUCGAGACGAGUCGACCCCGAGGUCACGUUUCCAUCACACGUUUGACAGCAGUUUGGACUACACCGCGCACAGGUCACAGCCCCUCUUGGACCCUUUGUUGCUACAGAGAGGCAACUACAGGUCCCAGUCCUCCCAGUACCCCUGCGGACAGACGGGUCACACUUUCGCCCAGAGCUCACGGACUUUCCCCUCCACUUCUCCCUUUCAGAAAAGUAUCGUCAAUGGAUGGUACACAUGCCACAGCGGCGUGGACUCUUUCCCACCAAAGCAAUGUAACAACAUCCCCUCUCUCUGAGUUCCUGUUGGGACACAUGCGCCACGACCUGCAGCUUUUUUUUUCUUUCUCGGGCCUAUUUUUUCCAUGUUAUAGCCUAAAAACUUACACCAGUGUCUCUAUUACUCUCUGUAUUUUUUGUGAAUGUUGUAUCAAAUAUUUUGUGACACGUCCUGAGUCAUCCUAUUGAAAUGUUGCAUUGCGAAAUGUGGCGAGCUUUAUUUGUUGUUGUGAGGCCUGUUCGGUUGGGUUUGGCUCGUAGCCUAUAGCCAUAUCUCCCCCACUGUGGGUUAUAGGAACUUUUACAAAGUGUAUAUGCCUAAUUGUUCGCUGUGUUGCAUAAUUAUUAAAGAUAUCUAUCUUAAGUGAGACAAAAAAAGGACAAAGGAUUUUUUGAUGGGAAGUCUUCUGAACUUUUAGGCUGUUACUGGAAAGUGAAAGGAGGCGUCUUGCUGAAUGUAGCCCUCAGAUUAGGGGUCUUUGUUGAAUGUAAACUAGAUGUAAUGUAUGUCGGGAAGAUAGAAACAUUAUUCAUGUCUUUAUGUAUGUCGCAAGAUAAUAAAUAUCUGAAUUUCCCUCUCUCAAGUGAAGUUUUGGGACCUAACACGUGAUGAUGGGCCUGAAGCAUGAUUUGUCUGUAAUUAAAAUACUGCGAGGCUCAGUAGGUUUUUAUUUCUCCUCUCCUCUUGAUUAAGUUUCCCUUUUCAUUACACAUUCCUGUUUGUAUUAUAUGUAUAUUUCACAUUUCUGUGCAAAGUAAGACCAGUGUGAGCAUAAA